Molecule: messenger RNA, 4695 nt
Organism: Toxotes jaculatrix (banded archerfish)
Lineage: Eukaryota; Metazoa; Chordata; Actinopteri; Toxotidae
Gene: slc71a1-2
Product: major facilitator superfamily domain containing 14A2
Exons: 12
Coding region: 146-1618 (490 amino acids)
Biological process (GO): transmembrane transport
Cellular component (GO): membrane
Molecular function (GO): transmembrane transporter activity
Source: RefSeq, a predicted model, not a curated record
UAGUUAGCUCGCUGGUAGUCGCUAGUUGCUACCUGGAGCCGACUGCUAAGGUGUUAGCAGCUUAGUAGCCGAAAACAAUACAUGAUUUUACUUUUAAUAGGCGCGACGAUGACCCUCUGACACCAAGAAUGGACAUAAGUUAACAAUGACGGGGGAGAAAAAGAAGAAAAAGCGGCUGAACCGCAGCAUUCUUCUAGCAAAGAAAAUUAUAAUAAAAGAUGGAGGAAGUCCUCAGGGGAUUGGUGAGCCCAGUGUUUACCAUGCUGUGGUGGUCAUCUUCCUGGAGUUUUUUGCAUGGGGUCUCCUCACCACCCCAAUGCUCACGGUAUUACACCAAACAUUCCCCCAGCACACAUUCCUGAUGAAUGGGCUUAUUCAUGGUGUCAAGGGCCUAUUAUCAUUUCUGAGUGCUCCACUGAUUGGAGCAUUGUCGGAUGUGUGGGGACGCAAGUCUUUCCUGCUGCUAACAGUCUUCUUCACGUGUGCGCCCAUUCCACUGAUGAAGAUCAGCCCAUGGUGGUACUUUGCAGUCAUCUCCAUGUCCGGCGUCUUUGCCGUCACCUUCUCUGUGAUCUUCGCCUAUGUGGCUGACAUCACGCAGGAGCAUGAGAGGAGCACAGCAUACGGUUUGGUAUCGGCUACCUUUGCAGCCAGCCUGGUCACCAGCCCGGCCAUUGGAGCCUACCUGUCUGUGGCCUACGGUGACACCUUGGUGGUGAUCCUGGCCACGGCCAUCGCCCUACUCGAUAUCUGCUUCAUCUUGGUGGCUGUACCGGAGUCGCUGCCAGAGAAGAUGAGGCCGGCGUCGUGGGGAGCACCGAUCUCCUGGGAGCAGGCAGACCCCUUCGCUUCUCUGCGUAAAGUGGGCCAGGACUCCACGGUGCUCCUCAUCUGUAUCACAGUUUUUCUUUCCUACCUCCCCGAGGCCGGCCAGUACUCCAGCUUCUUCCUCUAUCUCAGACAGGUCAUAGGCUUCUCAUCAGAGACAGUGGCUGCCUUUAUCGCUGUAGUGGGGAUCCUCUCAAUACUAGCUCAGACGGUGGUGUUGGGGAUCCUGAUGCGUUCAAUAGGAAAUAAGAACACAAUCCUGCUUGGCCUUGGCUUCCAGAUCCUCCAGCUGGCGUGGUACGGCUUCGGCUCUCAGCCCUGGAUGAUGUGGGCAGCUGGAGCCGUUGCAGCCAUGUCCAGCAUCACUUUCCCUGCCAUCAGCGCCAUAGUGUCCCGUAAUGCAGACCCCGACCAACAAGGUGUUGUCCAGGGGAUGAUUACAGGAAUUCGGGGCCUCUGUAAUGGUUUGGGUCCUGCUCUUUAUGGUUUCGUCUUCUACUUGUUCCACGUGGAGCUGACUGACUCAGAUGGCUCUGAGAAAGGUGCCAAACCCAACAUGGCCAACCCCACUGAUGAGAGUGCCAUCAUCCCAGGUCCUCCCUUCCUGUUUGGUGCAUGUUCAGUGCUGCUGUCUCUACUGGUUGCCCUGUUUAUCCCGGAGCACACGGGGCCUGGCAUGAGGCCCGGCGCCUAUAAGAAGCACAGCAAUGGGGCACAGAGUCACUCCCACAGCCCCCAGGGCAGUGGGGCAGAGGGCAAGGAGCCUCUGCUGGAGGACAGCAGUGUAUAACCUCAGCUAAGGGGGGCGGACACCCUCACUCUACCCCAAAACCCCUGCACACAUGGACCGAUACACACAUCUUACCACAUGGACACACUCACACCUCAGGCACACAUCAGACUCGAGUGCUGUGAAGAGGUGUUUGUGUCUGUGUGUUUGUGUCGAAAGUGGGCACUCGUUCCUCAGCAGCCCCUUUUUGUUUUUUAAAAGCAGGGUAUUGUGAGGACUCUCUAAAGACCCUGUAUGAGGAGAGUGUGUUGAGUAUUUUUCGUGCUGCAGUGGAAAGGUGCAUGUGACUUGGCUGAGCUGGACUCUAAUCCUUGGUUUGUAUAGAGCAGAGUGAAGCAUACAGAGCGGAGCAUACAGCGGUUCGCCCCCCUCCUGGUGCAAAACAGAACCGAAGUGGUUUGGUUUAGAGUGCGAGUGGGGUAUGUCUCAAAUGUUACUAAAUCCCCGUGUGAUUCUUCAUAUUCCUCUGUAGCCAGUGAAGUGGCAACUUGGUCUGUUUGUCCGAUGAAAGUGUAACAAACAGUUAGUUGAGCACUUGUCUAAUGAUCUUUCACAAGUUAACUUCUGUGCGACUACAGCUCCGUUAAAGCAUCCGACAAGGGAACACAGUUUUUCCUCCGUAUGCACAGCAGGGAAGCACAGCAACUGCGUACAUGUGAGAGGAGUCUCUGCAAACCAGUGUUGGAGAGGCGCUGCCUAAUUUCAGUUAGGACGGGUCUACCAGUUCGCGUAUAACAGGCUUCGUAAGACCACACUUUGUUUAAAUGUCACACUUCUUACAGAGAGAAGUGUGCAACUGAGACCACUUUAUUAGCUGAAACUGUUUUUCAAUGUUUACUUGCCAUUCUCUAGAGUAGUAGUACAGUUUGGGUUGUAUAUUUUUCUCUGUUCAAACUGAAGGCUAGUUGUGCUUCAAGUUUUUAUUCAAGAAACAAAUGUUGCCUUGAAGUGACUUAAGAUAAAUAUAUAUAUAUAUAGACAUUACGUAACCUGUAUGAAGACCGAGGUCUGAGAAGGCUCUGUAAUCUUACGCUAUCGCUCCCAUCGGAGCCGUUACACACUCUUUAUUCCUUUGUUUUCAUGUCCUUCCUGUUACUUAGUUUGCUGACAUUUAUCACUGACAGGGUUAAGGCUCACACAACCAUGGUUUUAUUUUUAAAGCCUCUGGACCAUUAGGAGCUAGAGCGUUGCUAUCAACAUGUCAGUGUUGGCACUGACUGUUAAUACGGAGACUUUGAAUUAAUAUCAUUAGGUUAAACAAAAUAUCAGUGAUGCUGCCGCAGUGGAGAACUCAAAGGUUAAGUGUGAUGUAAUGUGGUGGAUAAAGAUUUUGACAGGGGUAAUCAGAUAUUAACUAUGAAACGGUUUCAUGUAAUCCCUGGCAUUUAAGAUGCCAUACAAACAGUCAUUACAAGGCACAGCACAUCUCUCAGACAAUAACUAACAACAGAUGGUAGAAAUUGCGGAUGUGAAUAACUUCAUGGAACUUGGCUCGUAACUCACAAAUGCGCAUGUGACAUGGUGAAGACGCUCCACAAGGGGGGGGGGGGCCUUUGAUCAUUGUCAGACCAGCUCACUACAUCACCUUUACCACCUAUAGGACAGAAAUUAGCAGCAGCAGCAGUUCAAAUCAGAAGAAUGUUGUUUCCCCCUCCCACACACACACACACACACACACACAGGCAAAGGAAGGAAAAGCUGCUUCAAUUUUAACAGAUGUUUCUUUUUUUUUUAAGCCAAUGUUUUUGAGUUGUUUUUUUUUUAAGUUACAAAUAUAACAUCAUAUAAAAAUAUAAAUUGGAUAUAUAUGUAAAAAAAGCAUCAGGAACAUUCAGUGUCUUAUAGUUGUCAAAGGUGUAACAACCUUUUUUUUGUUUUGUCUGUAGAUGGGUCAUCAACAUUCCUGUAUCUGCUGUAAACUGCUGCUGUUAACUUUUCUGGCCAACAGGUGUCACAGGCUGAACAUAAACCACAGCUCUGUAACUGGACAACUCUGGCUGUGCCUGGUUUUCUUUCUUCGCAUCAGUGACACUGUGUUCACUUUGUUCACAUACUGUGUUAACAACUGGCAAAUUUGUUUUGAACAGGUAAUUCAUAAAUGCCUCAAGUGCAUUUAAAUAACCAAAUUCCAACCUGAUUUGGAUUAGUAGCUAAUGGUGGGUUUCACGCUGUUUAACAUUCUGAAGUGAAAUGUGCGUCAUGUAUUUUGUGCCAAAUUUUUUUUGGUUUGCUUUUUCAUACUGUGUGUGUACGUGUGCUUGAGUGAUUUGGAUAUAUUUUUUUUUUGUUUUGUUUUCUCUUGUCUUAAUUUCUUUGGCUAAAGAUUUACGUUUUAAUGCUAUUUCUUUUAUAUAUACAUAUAUACUUUUAAAACUUCAUCCAGUCAUUUCUAGGAAUCUUUUUCAACAUUGUGGCUAGAUGGUAAAUUAUCGAAUGUCCAUCUGUGUUUUCAGUCUUGGUCUUCGUUUAAUAACAAGCAUUUCACCGUUGGUUAAUUACAUUUGAUGAGCUCAAAGUCACUGAAUGUCCGAAGCCAAGCUGUACUCGUUGGCCAUACUAGAACCUCAAAAUUCUGACUUAACCUGUCACAUUGUUUUAUUAUUUCAGAGGGGGUGUUACUUAACAGGAGGCUGUUACUGUUGAUUUAAUCUCUGAAUAUCAUUCUCUUUUUUUUUUUUUUUAAAUUUAUCAGUUAAUGGACCAACACACUAAAUUCAGAUCCUGCAUAAAUUGGUAAGAUUCUGCACCAGCCCCAUGUGCACUCGUACAGCUUACACGCAGAUGACUGUAAUUGUACAAAAAUCACCUGUACGUACAGUAAAUGUAUAUAUUUAUUGCUCAAGGAGAUGGCCACCUCUUGGUCUAUUUGGUUGUAUGGUGCAAUUAUUAUUAUAUAUUUCUCAAGACUUACCUGCUAGCCACUCCUGUUUUUAGUACAAUGUGGUUUGUGGCCUGAAUCCCCUCUCUGUGUGCCUAAAUUUAGCCAAGAAAUGAGUAUGGCAACAUAAGUAAAUGGUGGUUAUUAUGUAAAUAUGGGAAACUAAUGACAAACUAUUUAUUAAAGGUUUAUUGUACAA